AAUUUUAGACAAAAAUUCUUUUAAUUAAGUAGAGUAGAAUAAUGGAAGAAUGGAAAAGACCUCAUCAGUUACUACACGACGUGAAGACAAAGUCAAUUGAGAAGACACUUUUACCUCUUAUUAAGCAAAUAUCAACACUCGUUCAGCAUCGUUCGGAGCGAUCACAUAUAGGAACAUCCGAGAGAACGCUACGUGCUAUAGGACGAGUUGGACAAGGUGUAAAUCUUGCGGUUGAAAGAUUUGUGACUGUUGGUGAAACGAUAGCAGAUGACAAUCCUGAUAUUAAACAAGACAUGUAUGAUGCUUGUAAGGAGGCGAGAGCUGCUGGAUCAUCAAUUGAACGACUGUGUGAUGUAGCAGCGAGUGAUCCAAUGGGAUAUGCACAGUUGGAUGAUCGAGGGCCAAUGGUGAGAGCUGCUAGGUCACUACUGGGAUCAGUGACUCGUGUAUUAUUAUUAGCAGAUAUUGUAGUCGUUAAACAAUUACUAUUAGCUAAGGAUAGGAUAUCGAGGACAUUAGGUAGACUAGAAUCAGUAGCAACAUUUACAGAAUUUGUGAAAGCAUUUUCAGUAUUUGGAGCGGAGAUGGUUGAAUUGGCACACAUAACAGGGGAUAGACAAAAUGAUCUGAAGGAUGAAAGAAGAAGAGCACAGAUGUCAGCAGCUAGAUUAGUAUUAGAGCGAUCAACUAUGAUGUUGCUUACAUCAUCAAAAACAACUCUAAGACAUCCUCAAUGUACUUAUUCGAAGGAGAAUCGCGAUACCGUUUUCUGCCAAAUGCGACGUGCCAUGGAUUUAAUUCAUUAUGUAGUUAAGGACGGAGUGCUAGAAUCGACAAAUGAUCGAAAUGUUUCUCGGCAGCAGACAAUUGAAUGGGAUGCUGAGCGAAACACGGCAUAUACAUGUUUAAAGCAUUUCUCUAGACUUGUUGAAAUGGCACGACCUCGAUUUGAUAAACCACCAGCAAUGAUAUCGAACACAUCCCUUGCUCAAGGAACUGUUAAUGUCAAUGCCACUACGAACAUAGACAAUAAAGAUGCGAAUGCUGAGAGGAGAGGAGAACAGCUCAUGCGCAGUAAUAGCGAGAGAGAUCGUAAUAGUCACCCGAGAGAGUUUAAUGAUAGUAAUCAUCAACGUGAUGUGUGUCUGGCAAAAUAUAGCUGUCGUGGAGAGGCCGCUAUAUCAAUAUUCCUUCCGGAUACAAGGGAGAAACUCAUUUUAGCACUCGACAAAGUAUGUGAGCGUACACAAGACUUUACAGAUUCAGCUUAUACGACGCACGAACAUCGUGAGAAUAUUCUACUGCUAUGCGAUCGUGCAAAGUUGGAAUUGAAUCAAUUGCUGAGGAUAGCAGUAAAUAUGGAGCAACAUCCAAAUUCCGCAUUUGACAUUGAUUCUUGUGUCGAUAGUGUACUCGGUGCUUCGCAGGAUCUCAUAAAUCAAUUAUUUUUAACGGCACAGGAUCAAGCGUCAGAUUUACCGCAUUUAACAAAAUGUGGAGUCGAAUAUGUGACAUUACUCAGGACAAUCGCCUUAAAUCAUGAAAUUGACAGGCUACAAAACAGCGCUGAUCGUUUUCAUGAACAUAUCGAUCAUAUGUUGGAAAUAUGCAAGCUCUUAAGACAUAUCGCAAUGACGGAAACAUUUCAAGUGCAAGCAAAGUUUUCCGAGAUAAAUGUUCGAAUUUAUGGACCGCAAGUUGUAACUGCAUCAAAAGCUCUCUGCUCAUAUCCAAAUUCGAAAGCAAUGAAGGAGAAUCUCGAGGUGUUUGUUGACAUGUGGCAAUGGCUGACAACUGACAUCACAGCAAUAUCAAAGGACAUAUUGGAUUUAGCACAGACUAAUCUAAAACCGGAAAAGCAGGGCUAUCUCAGUUUGCCACGACCGGGGAAACACGGAACAACAUCAAAGCCUUUAAAACCAACAAGGUUAGACACUGAAGAGCAAGAAAAGAUAGCAAAAAGUGGAUUGGAAAUGAAAAUGAUAACAAACGAAAUGGAUGCAGAAACAGAUAAAUGGAAUAGUACAACAGAUGAGAAUAAUGAUAUAGUGAAGAGAGCAAAGAAUAUGUCAGCAAUGGCAUUCUCAAUGUAUCAGUUUACGAAAGGCCAAGGCAGCUUACGUACAACACAAGACUUAUUUACUCAAGCUGAGUAUUUUGCUGAGGAGGCAAAUCGAUUGUAUAAGGUUGUGCGACAAUUUUCAUAUCAGGUGCCAGCUGGUCAACCAAAAAAAGAACUGCUUGAUCAUUUAGACAAGGUUCCUACAUACGUUCAGACACUCCAAUUCCAAGUGAAAGAGCCAACGGUAGGAAAGUCAGCAACAUUCGUAAAAGUUGACCACGUCAUACAAGAAACCAAAAACUUAAUGAAUAUCAUAUCAAAGGUUGUAUCUACAUGUUUUGACUGUGCAAAUAAGUAUAAGCUGGAUUUCAGUGGUCUAGGACGCUCGAUAGCUGGAAAUGCUCGAGACGAAGAAGGAAAUUCAGGAAUGCAAGGAUCAGAUUCAAAGGGCUCGUCAACUAGCGAAGCGAACAUGUGACAGUACGGGAUGCGUCGUGGAAAAGGCGACGCUCGAAGGACGCGUGUUUCAUUCUUAUUAUUUUAAUAGAAGAAGGAGAACCAGCGGCACAAUUCAUAAAGGGGAUACAUCUACAAAGUGUACUGUUGGCGAUUUUUUUGUGCAUUACAAAUUUUUAUGCUAAACAUCUGUGCAUCCUGAAAAUUUGUUAAGCUAUGCAACAUUAUUUAUGGCCUGGCAAACCAUAAAUAUGCAUAGAUCCAUCAUUAAUAUGCACAUAUUUGCUCCAUCCAACAUUGCAGAUGCGGAGCAUUUUCUGGUAAUUAAAUUGUUAUUUUUAAAAGUGAAAUGAAGCUGAUGAAUGAAUAAUUCAGCAAUUUAUCGGCUAUAAAUACCAGGUCAUCAGGUAAUUAAAUAACAAAUUUAUCAGACAUAAAUCGUCAACAUACACAAAAAAACUUUCAUCCAAUUGAAUUUAUGGGACAUUUUAUGUCCCUUUGUUGACUCCAAAACAACGAUAAAAAAUUAUUGCUUAAAUUAAAGAGCAUUAAAAGCAACAAUAAUGAAAAUCGGAGCCAUUAAUUCAAUGAUGAAAGGAUUGUAGGUGCGAUACACGCCUUGAAUAAAUUUUUGUAUAUAUAAAUAUCCCGAGCAGUCGCUAGGACAUUGCUACGUCGCUAAAUUGAUGAAGAAAUGUCAAAAAGACGUAGAUGUGCCUUAAUGACGUUAUGACUAGAUUAAUAAUAAGCUUACCUAGUUUGAAAUCUAGCUUAACUAGCUCAACUAGCUUGAAUACUAGUCAGUGGCAAAAUAAGAAGCUAUGCCAAUCGGGUUCAUUUAUUCAAGGCGUUUUAAGAGCGUAUAAUAUCCUCAAGAAGCGAAAUUUUGUUGUGCUGCUGGUGCGGAACUAACUACAUCGUAUACUCGAUUAUGUUUUUAUAUAGUUUUAAUUUUAUUUUUAAAUUAUAAAUAUUUAUUCACUCGAAUUUAAUGUUAUUUAAUGAUAUUUCUGUUAAGUCCUGAUUAUUUUUAAGGACAUUUUGGAGACGGGUUGAGUGACUUUGGUGCGAAAAUUGGAAUUUAUGGGAUGGAAAAUCAAUGUUUGAGGUUUAAUGGAUUUUUAAGAAUGAUUUGAGUUACUUUAAAGAGUUCUCUUGAGUUUUAUAGCUUGAGUGGCAAAGAAGUAAAGAAGCGACAAUUUGUAGUCGAUGUAAAGACUUUGUGUCAAUCUUAUAAUCAUAUUCAAAUGCAAAUUGACACUACAGAUGAAUCUAUUGAUGAACAUUUGAACUGCUACGAAGAUCUAAUGAAGAAUAAAGCAACACAAAUCCCUAAAAUUCCAAAAACUAAGGUUAAAAAUGGAAUAGAUCGUCUGAUCUAGAUUACGUCUAUUUUAGAUUAAGUUGACUAUCAAGAUUUACCGAGAUUUGGGUAGUUUAACCAUGAAUUGACCUGUUUCUGAAUUCUUCUUUGUGAAAUGAUUCAGAUAGUGUCUAAUUGAGGGUUCCUAAAUCAAAAUGACGUCUUAGUGUCAAU
This is a messenger RNA of Chironomus riparius, 4055 nucleotides long. NCBI's taxonomy places the organism in Eukaryota, Metazoa, Arthropoda, Insecta, Diptera, Chironomidae. The record is from the annotation of a GenBank genome assembly.